UUAAUUUUAAUAAAUAACUACGAUAUAUUUCUCGAUUAUUCGAAAUGGGAUGGAAAGAAAGAAUCGCUUUGUUUUGUUAUUGGGGUGGUGCAGUCAAACUUGGAAGUAUCAUUACGCUGGUGACAUGUUUGAUUGUUCACGUGAUCUUCUUCGCCCAAGCGUUGCCAACAUUUUUAACGGGUGCCAAAGUAAGCUGCAGUUUCUGGGCUAACGUGAUGAUAUACAUCGUCGCUCAACUGGCUGUUUUCUCCAUCUCUCUAAUCGGAACAAUUUCUGAUAGUAAAUUUUUGCUCAUGUUGGGUUGUUACGCUGAGCCAUCGUGUUUGGUUAUUGGUUUGGGUAUCGCUGUCGUUUUGUUGGUGAUUUGUCAUAUUCACGAUUACUCGAAAUCUCAUUUAAUACCUUGUUCGAUGGGGUAUUGGUUUUUUCGUCCCUAUAGGAGUAUUUCUGGUUCACUCGUAUAUUGUAAUUGAAAAACGAUUCGAAGAUCUUCUUGAAGCUCAUCGGAAGAAAAGAUCUCCUGCUCCUUCUGCUACUAGUUCGUCAACACGUUCUCCAUCUUGAUAUAUUUAUAAAGUUACUAAAAUAUUUGUAAUAAAAUAGGUACCUAUCCUUUGUCGAGUUAUUAUUUUGGUAUUUGAUCUUGAUGAGAAAUUACUGGUUGACGUGAUUUUAUUCUGCUAUUUGCAUCAGAUUGAUAAGAACUGCUUUCAAAAUCACUUUAGAUAACAUUAGGUAGGUAAUUUAUCAACAUCAAGACGUAAAAAUGGCUGUACCCAGGAUUCGUUUCGCAUUCGGUGUUUUUGGAGACUUACGAAUAGCUUGUUUAAUUGUUUUCGCAGUUCUUUUGGUAAAGUAUCAAUUCAAUAGUUUAACCGAGUGAUCCAGCAGUAGUUCAUCGAGUCAUUUUACAGCUUGUCAGCGGUUUUUGUGUCAAUAAAUACAUCGGUAUGAAUAUACACGCGAGAGCAUUACAACGAAAUGCGAAGAAUAUCUCUAAAGAAGAAAUUGAUAAAAUAAACAAAACUGGUGAGUUGAAAACAAUAAUUCAGUACAUCAGUGACUAGAGUUUUAAUCGAAUACGUGUUUUUUGACCUGAUAGAAAUUACAGUAAGUCAUAGAGGAUCUUUUAUUAUUGGAACUGUAGGUACGAUAUAUCUCACUUCUUCAAUCUAUGGCCUUAUCGGUAUCCUCGCUGUAAGUGGAUGCUUUCGAUAUUUUCCAAGCUCUUAUUAUCGAUUCGAAUUUUUUAAUAGAUGUGAUCUUUCAUAUUUUUCACAGACAGAAAUACAUUUAUUGAAAGCACCCAUGGUACUGCUGCCAUUAGCAGCGUUCGUCAUGAUCGUAUUAAUAUUUUACGAUUUGGGUGUGCAGGAAUCUGAUGGAUGGGUCUCUGUGGUUUUCUGGUUCAUUACCGGAUUCGUCUUUAAAAUUAUUUCCGCUGUUGCCUCGAUUUAUGCCUUCAUUGUGGUGUUUAGUUACUACGUGGAAGUGACUCAAGGUCCUCUACCUGAACUUCAAGAGAAAGUUACUUCAUCUCCGACCUUGUUUUCAUUUCCAACGUCACCCGAUAGACCAAAGAAAUUUGAAACGCCACCGCAGCAAUUAUCCCCUGGAAAAUCACCUCCUCCUAAACCACCACCUCCCAGAACACCACCUUCACGUGGACGAUCUCCUCAACAAAGUCGAUCUUCGCCAAGAAGAUAAUAGAAAAAGAUUCCAUAAACGUGCGAUCCUCUUCUGUUCAAUAUUUUUUGAUUUUUGUACCCUUCAAAGUUGAAGUUAUGCAACCAAAACUAAAUUCUAAGCUGGUGUUGAAGAAGUUGCAUAAGCGAAUUGCUGUAAAUACGUUUGAUUUUUAUUUUUUGUAAGAUGAGGUUUGUUAAUUACAUAAGAAUGUAAUUUAUUAGUUUAAAACUAACGAAAGAAAAAUAAAAGUUAAUUGAACACCAAAAAAAAAAAAAAAAAAUUGAAAAAUAAUUUUUGAAGAACAGCAUGAAAAUUCAUCAAACUGUCAUGUCAGUAUUCGAGGUAAUUAAUUGGUUCUCAGGUUCUGAGUUCUGGUAAAAAUAAACAAAUCUGAAAAAUUCCAAAAUCCCUUCAUCUCAUGUUCAUCUCACACUUUUUUCAUUUGAAAUUAUCAUCACAAAAUAUUAUCACUUAUAAAAUAAAAUUCAAGCAAUUUGUUUUUGACAAUAAUGAAAUUUCUUAUAGAUGAGGGAUAAAUGGAAAGAAAACGACUUUCUCUUAAACCUCAACAGUACACCAGAUAUUACCAAUUGGCAAUUUCUGUCUCUUUAGUAGUAGGUAAGUGUAAAAAUCAAUAAGUCUUUGAGUACCUACCUAUUCUGUAAAUUUAAAAUUUCAAUUACCUAAUUCCAGGUUAUUAAUUGCGCCAUGUUAAUAUGUU
Molecule: messenger RNA, 2410 nt
Organism: Planococcus citri (citrus mealybug)
Lineage: Eukaryota; Metazoa; Arthropoda; Insecta; Hemiptera; Pseudococcidae
Exons: 6
Coding region: 1309-1707 (132 amino acids)
Source: RefSeq, a predicted model, not a curated record